AGCAGUUUUUCAAAAUCGACUUAUGUGUGAACCAAAUAAACUUUUAGAAGGUUUGCCAUUUUUACCUGGCAAUACGUUCAGGGACCCCACACAAAAUAAUUUCCAUUUGUCACACACUCUCAGUUUGAAAAACGGUUUUCAGUAUGCCAAACCUUAUCCAGAAGUUGGUAUUGGUGGUCGUCCUUUGAAAGUCAACCAGCUUACCGAGGAAGAAUUGGAUGAAUUGGCGAAUUUCCAACCUACCUUAACGUAUGGAAGGGCGAAACAAGCACCUCCGUCUGCGUUCGUACCGGCUCAUGUAGCACUACACAAUAAAGUUCUUCGAUUUUAUGGAUACUUCAAAGAGACGGUUAAUGAAUCUCCAGCUGAGCACUACAGGGUCAGACUAGUACAGAUAUUCUAUUUUCUGGAGGAUGACAGUAUGUCAGUAAUGGAGCCACCUCAAAAUAAUAGCGGCAUACCACAAGGUAAACUUGUUCGCAGACACAGAAUCCCAAAGAAUGAUGUCGGUGACUGUUACAAUUGGCGCGAUCUUAAUUUGGGUAUAAGUCUACCCAUAUAUGGUCGAGUUUAUCGCAUAACAAACUGUGAUAAGUUUACGAAGGAUUUCUUAGAAAGUGAAGGUGUUAUAGUCAAUCAACCAGAACCUGAACCAAUUGAUCCAUAUUUAGCUGAAAGAGCAAAACGUGAGGCAAUAGCUGUCGGCAAAACACCUUCGUCAUUUGAUAAACGACGACAGUAUCUUGAACUGGAUCGUAAAGUCCUACGAUUUUUCGCUGUACAAGAUGAACGACAUGAAAUGUUUGGUGACUGUCGUAAAUUUAUUAUACAUUAUUAUUUAGCUGAUGAUACAUUGGAGAUACGUGAAGUUCAUACACUGAAUGAUGGUCGUGAUCCCUUCCCAUUAUUGUUAAGACGCGAAAGAAUUCCAAAGAGUCGAGAUGAUAUACCUCCAUACUUUCCAAGUAUAAGUAUGGAGAUAACAGAAAAUGAAGUUAAAGAAUAUUUUUCACCGAGAGAUUUUCGUAUUGGCCAGUCAGUGAAUAUACUUGGAAGAAAAUAUUUAAUCUAUGACUGUGAUAACUUUACAAAAGCCUGGUAUCAUAAUAAUUUUGGACUGACAGAUUUUACUCCAUUAGAUGUAGAAAUUAAACAACCAGAAGUACCGAAAAAAGAAAUUCCACCAUAUACCGGAUAUGGUACAAUUGAAGAUAGUUUGUCUUCAACAAAAUCGUUUAUACUAAAACCCCCAAAAGCUGAUUUUGCUAAACAAGUCGAUUAUGCACAAAAAGUUUUAAGAUAUGAAGCCCGCUUAGAUAGUGUUCGACCAGAAGAUGCAUCUAGACGAUUUAUUCUAUCAUACUGGUUAGCUGAUGAUAUGAUAUCAAUUUUUGAAACUCCUAUAAGAAAUUCUGGUUUCAUUGGUGGAACAUUUCUUAAAAAAGCAAGAGUUGCUAAACCUGGUAGUACAAUCGACAAUCCAGUGUACUAUGGUCCAGCAGAUUUUUCUUUAGGUUCAAAAAUUGACGUGUUCGGUACACGUUUCAUUAUAACAGAUGCUGAUGAAUAUGUUGUUAAAUUUCUUGAAGCAAAUCGUGAUCAAUUUCCUGAUGAAUUGAUCACUUGCUUGAGAGCACGUUUAACAGAAAAAGAAAUUCAAGAGAAGGCAAAACAACAAAUGAAAUCUAAAAUGAGUAAAGGAUGUAAUCUUGAAUUUAGACGAGAAGAAGGUGAUAUAAAUGACGUGAUGAAUGAAGUAAGAACACAGCUGAAGAAAAUGGCAAUUACAGAUAAAUGCAGAAUUGAUGAUAUGUUUCUUGCUUAUGAUAAAGAUCGACUUGGUUUUAUUGAUAUUGAAAAUCUAAAGGAUAUGUGUAAAAAGAUAAAUAUUCCACCGGAUGAAGAUAUCCUGCAUGCUCUGCUUGAAAAAUAUGGCACGAAUGGAAGAAUGUCAUUAGAAGAGUUUGGAAAGUUUUUUGAACUACCAUAAUAGAAUUCGGUUAGAGAAUAACUAACUAUCUUAUACUUUGAAAAAAGAUAGAUACUACUAUCCCUGCUUGUCUGUUUACCAUUUUUAGAUGAAAUGAAAAGAACAGAAAAAAAACAAAACAACUUUUAGUGACUAUUCUAUGUAUUAUUUCUGUCUAAUUUGAU
Messenger RNA from Trichobilharzia szidati, 2154 nucleotides. NCBI's taxonomy places the organism in Eukaryota, Metazoa, Platyhelminthes, Trematoda, Strigeidida, Schistosomatidae. The record is from the annotation of a GenBank genome assembly.